Molecule: messenger RNA, 1932 nt
Organism: Micropterus dolomieu (smallmouth bass)
Lineage: Eukaryota; Metazoa; Chordata; Actinopteri; Centrarchiformes; Centrarchidae
Gene: klhdc8a
Product: kelch domain containing 8A
Exons: 8
Coding region: 579-1643 (354 amino acids)
Molecular function (GO): protein binding
Source: RefSeq, a predicted model, not a curated record
CUAUUGAUCCAGAGGUAAGCUCAGACUCAGAGUCUUGGUUGAGCGACCCUCUGCUGCCCACAAACUCUCAGACUUUAGCUUCCUGCCCUGCUCUGUUUGGGUAGCACAUUCACCUAAUCCUGUCCGGGCCAUUAGACCAGUUGGAGCUUCAUCUAAUCUUGGAGCUACCCGGCGGCAGGAUGUCUACAGCUGCUGCUGGAAACAAGGUGGAGAUUCAGUUGGCUGAGAGGAGCUGAGCUGUGGGUCUGUCAGCCAAAGAGGCCGUAUGUGUUCACGCUGGAGCGUGCUGCAUGUUCACAUGGUGAAGAAGAGCUCUGCCCUGAGGGCUGUGCGUGAGGGGGCGGACCAUCCCCAGGAGAGGAGAGUUCAGCCUGGUCUUUAACCAAUCUGAUACUCCGCUUCACCUCUCCAAUAAAGAACUUCCCCCUAACCCUGGGGCGCUGACUUCGGUCUCCCAGCUCUCCCACACCUCCAUCUUCUCAGCUCCCCCCUGAUCAAUCCACCCCCAAAACUUUCCUGAUUCUGGCCCUGCUCCUCCCUGCUCCCUCCCUGCCCCGGUGAGUCUCCCCUGGCAUGGUAUGGCGCUACCUUCAGCACACGAGUUUCACUGGCAGAGCCUGGCACGACUGCCCAGCGGGCGCGUCUACCACACUCUGUCUGAGGUGGGGGGGCAGAUGUACAUGCUUGGGGGCUGCGACGCUGCAGGGAGGCCCUGCCCGGCCCUGGACCUCUACUCCCCCGAGGGGGACCGGUGGAUAAGCUUGCCCCCCAUGCCCACCCCUCGCGCUGGGGCAGCUGUUGCUGUCCUGGGAAAACAAAUCCUGGUGGUGGGAGGAGUGGGAGAGGACCAGAACCCCCUGAAGGUGGUGGAGAUGUACAACACAGAGGAAGGGAGGUGGAGGAAGAGGAGCGCUCUGCGGGAGGCCUUGAUGGGUAUAUCCAUCACUGUCAAAGACGGCCGGGCUCUGGCUGUGGGGGGAAUGGGUGCUGAUCUGCUCCCUCGAAGCAUCCUGCAGCAGUACGACCUUCGAAAGGACGUUUGGGCUCUGCUUCCUCCCAUGCCAACCCCACGCUACGAUGCCAAUAUACAUCUGCUGGCCAACAAACUCUACGUGGCAGGCGGCCGUCAGUGUAAGCGACCGGUGAAGGCCUUUGAGGUAUAUGACGCAGAGACGCGUUCUUGGACUACUCUACCCAUGAUGCCUUGUAAACGUUCGUAUGGGGGUGUGAUAUGGGACACGACUGGGAGGUUGUGUCUGCUCGGAGGACUGCGGCAGGGAGGAGGACACCAGAGCUCCAAGUUCACCAAGAACGUCAACAUUUUUGACGCCAACCAAGGCACCUGGUUGAAGUCGGAGGAAACGGUGGCGAUGAAGACGAAGAGAGCUGACUUUGCUGCUGCUUUCCUGCGUGGCCGGAUGGUGGUAACUGGAGGACUUGGUCAUGAGCCUUCUGCGCUGGACACGGUCGAGGCCUUUCAUCCUCAAAAGAAGAAGUGGGAGAAGUUGGCUGCCAUGACCUUUCCCCGAUGCUCCACCUCCUCCAUCGUCAUCAGAGAUCGCCUCCUGGUGGUGGGAGGAGUCAACCAGGUUCCCAGCUCAGCUCAUGAGAUCCUGUAUGUAAAGGAAGAAGAGUAUCUGUAGCUGCAGGAACUGACAUCAGAUCAGUGAUUCCACUCCCUUGUGGAUUGUGACUGUGUGAUGAAAUGUAACAGAUAACACUGCCCCCUGCUGGGCUUUCUGACACUGAGCCCCACAUGUAAGCACGCACAUGCACAAUGGAGGAGCUGGCUCUUUCUUUAUACCAAGUUGCAUUCCUUGAUCCUUUCAGUAUGUGACACUUCUGCGUUGUACGUUGUAGUGCAUACAUGGAGAAUAAACUAUUUUGUAGCGUAUAUGUCUAGUAAUGUAGACAGAAAAUAUGUGGAACAUA